This is a messenger RNA of Macadamia integrifolia, 3082 nucleotides long. Its product is annotated as elongation factor 2-like. The transcript has 4 exons. Bases 200 to 2731 code for a protein of 843 amino acids. Gene Ontology annotation, biological process: translational elongation. Gene Ontology annotation, molecular function: GTP binding; GTPase activity; ribosome binding. The record is from RefSeq and is a predicted model, not a curated record. NCBI's taxonomy places the organism in Eukaryota, Viridiplantae, Streptophyta, Magnoliopsida, Proteales, Proteaceae. Gene Ontology annotation, cellular component: cytosol; ribonucleoprotein complex.
CAACUGCUAGGACCUAUUAGACGCCACUAUACUAGGGUUUCUGUACUUUAGCUUCUGAUUUUAUUUCCCAUUAUCCUCAGUCACAGGCAUUUGUGACUGAGAGCGUUCUUUGCCUCUCUCAGUAUUGGAAUUGCUUCUUCUGAGGAAAUUAUCCUUGCAAUAUCUUGAUUUUUGGGGUUGCUAACUAAGAACAGUCAAGAUGGUGAAGUUUUCUGCAGAGGAGCUUCGCAGGAUUAUGGACCUGAAACACAACAUUCGUAAUAUGUCUGUCAUUGCCCAUGUGGAUCAUGGGAAGUCUACUCUUACCGAUUCUCUUGUGGCAGCUGCUGGAAUCAUUGCACAAGAAGUUGCAGGAGAUGUUCGGAUGACUGAUACCCGCGCAGAUGAGGCGGAGCGUGGCAUUACUAUUAAAUCGACUGGUAUUUCUCUGUUCUAUGAGAUGACAGAGGAUGCUCUGAAAAGCUUCAAGGGGGAUCGUAUGGGGAACGAGUAUCUGAUCAAUUUGAUUGAUUCCCCUGGGCACGUAGACUUCUCAUCUGAGGUCACAGCUGCUCUCCGUAUUACUGAUGGUGCACUUGUGGUGGUGGACUGUGUUGAGGGUGUGUGUGUGCAAACUGAGACUGUGCUACGACAGGCUCUUGGUGAAAGGAUUAGGCCUGUGUUGACUGUUAACAAGAUGGACAGGUGCUUCCUUGAGCUUCAGGUGGAUGGAGAAGAGGCUUACCAGACCUUUCAGAGGGUCAUUGAGAAUGCUAAUGUGAUUAUGGCCACGUAUGAGGAUCCACUUCUUGGGGAUGUUCAGGUUUACCCUGAGAAAGGAACAGUUGCCUUUUCUGCUGGUCUUCAUGGUUGGGCCUUCACUUUGACCAAUUUUGCCAAGAUGUAUGCAUCAAAGUUUGGUGUAGAUGAGUCAAAGAUGAUGGAGAGGCUCUGGGGUGAAAAUUAUUUUGACCCUGCCACCAAGAAAUGGACCAGCAAGAGCACUGGGUCCGCAACCUGCAAGAGGGGUUUUGUUCAGUUCUGUUAUGAACCUAUCAAGCAGAUUAUCAAUACUUGUAUGAAUGAUCAAAAAGACAAGCUGUGGCCAAUGUUGCAGAAGCUUGGUGUGACCAUGAAGUCUGAUGAGAAAGAAUUGUGUGGAAAGGCUUUGAUGAAGCGUGUCAUGCAGACCUGGCUCCCAGCUAGCAGUGCGCUUCUUGAAAUGAUGAUCUUUCACCUUCCAUCUCCUUCUAAGGCCCAAAAGUACCGUGUUGAGAACUUGUACGAGGGUCCCAUGGAUGAUAUUUAUGCUAAUGCAAUUAGGAACUGUGAUCCUGAUGGACCUCUUAUGCUUUAUGUGUCCAAAAUGAUUCCAGCCUCUGACAAGGGUAGGUUCUUUGCUUUUGGCCGUGUUUUUGCUGGCAAGGUCUCAACAGGUUUGAAGGUUAGAAUCAUGGGACCUAACUAUGUCCCUGGCCAGAAGAAAGACCUGUAUGUUAAAAGUGUGCAGAGAACUGUUAUUUGGAUGGGAAAGAAGCAGGAAUCAGUUGAGGAUGUACCUUGUGGUAACACAGUUGCUUUGGUUGGUCUUGACCAGUUCAUUACCAAGAAUGCAACCCUGACAAAUGAGAAGGAAGUUGAUGCUCAUCCAAUUCGUGCUAUGAAGUUCUCCGUCUCACCAGUUGUUCGUGUGGCUGUGCAAUGUAAGGUUGCUUCAGAUCUUCCAAAACUUGUUGAGGGUCUAAAACGUCUGGCCAAGUCAGAUCCUAUGGUGGUGUGUAUGAUAGAGGAAUCCGGGGAGCACAUUAUUGCUGGUGCUGGUGAGCUACACCUUGAGAUCUGUUUGAAGGAUUUGCAAGAAGACUUUAUGGGUGGAGCUGAGAUCAUUCAAUCCGAUCCAGUUGUUUCUUUCCGUGAGACUGUCCUUGAGAAGUCAUGCCGUACUGUGAUGAGCAAGUCACCAAACAAGCACAACCGUUUAUACAUGGAAGCAAGGCCCAUGGAGGAAGGUCUUGCAGAGGCCAUCGAUGAUGGGCGUAUUGGUCCAAGAGAUGAUCCUAAGGUUCGUUCAAAGGUCCUGUCAGAGGAGUUUGGGUGGGACAAAGAUCUUGCCAAGAAGAUCUGGUGUUUUGGACCUGAGACCACAGGACCUAACAUGGUCGUUGAUAUGUGUAAGGGAGUACAAUAUCUGAAUGAAAUCAAGGACUCAGUUGUUGCUGGUUUCCAGUGGGCUUCAAAAGAGGGAGCUUUGGCUGAAGAAAACAUGAGGGGUAUCUGCUUUGAGGUUUGUGAUGUGGUGCUGCAUGCUGAUGCCAUCCACAGAGGAGGUGGUCAGGUUAUUCCAACUGCUAGGAGGGUCAUCUAUGCUUCCCAGCUCACUGCCAAGCCCAGGCUUUUGGAGCCAGUCUACCUUGUUGAGAUCCAGGCUCCGGAGCAGGCACUUGGUGGUAUCUAUGGUGUUCUGAACCAGAAGCGUGGCCACGUCUUUGAGGAAAUGCAAAGACCAGGUACCCCGCUCUACAACAUCAAGGCUUACCUUCCUGUCAUCGAGUCAUUUGGAUUCUCAAGUACGCUCAGGGCUGCAACCUCUGGUCAGGCCUUCCCCCAGAGUGUGUUUGAUCAUUGGGACAUGAUGUCCUCUGACCCGUUGGAGCCUGGAACCCAGGCUUCACAGCUGGUUGCUGACAUUAGGAAGCGGAAAGGUUUGAAGGAGCAGAUGACGCCACUCUCCGAGUUUGAAGACAAGCUUUAAGCUGCCAAUUUACUGUUGGUGAGGCAAGUUGAGCUAUAGAGAUAAGAUUCAUAGGUGAGCCUGAGCAGAAAACUUUUCCCUAGACCGUUAAAAUCCCGCUUCCCCUCUUCCUUUUGGGCCCCCUUGUUCGAGUUUACUGAGCAAAUGUGAGUGCUCAGUUUUUAUGUCUCCUAGGUCUUGCUCGUGGUUAUAAGUACAAUGAUGAUUUUGUUAUUUCUCUAGGUAAUUAGGUAUUUGGUUUAUAUUUUGGAACUUUUUAUUCCAGCACUUAAAAUGCCUGGGAGAAUUAUAUAUGGUUACAAUUUUCCCUGGACAGUACUUAAUGAUGAUUUUGAACUUUUAUCUUUUAAA